Malassezia pachydermatis is the source of this 699-nucleotide messenger RNA. RefSeq lists its product as hypothetical. The record is from RefSeq and is a predicted model, not a curated record. The transcript has a single exon. The coding region runs from base 1 to 699 and encodes 232 amino acids. NCBI's taxonomy places the organism in Eukaryota, Fungi, Basidiomycota, Malasseziomycetes, Malasseziales, Malasseziaceae.
AUGGCACGAGGGAAAUCUCAACCUACCGUUGUUCCCAGUCCUAAUGUGAUUCUUGCGCCAGAUCCGAUCGAGGACCUGAGCCACUCCGUGUCAGAUUUGAAUACACGCUCCAUCGUUGCGGCCUCAACACCUGUAUCAAACAACAUAGCGUUUCCUGCUACAGCAGGCCUCUCGGAUGAGACGUCAAGAGAUAUAUCAGAUAUUAUGGACGCAAAGCACGCACGCAAGAUAUUGGAUUUGGAAAUUUCGAACAAAAGUCUAUUAGCUGUCAAUGCGGCUUUGGAGGCAAGCAAGGUAAAGAUGACCAAGGAAUUACGAAUUCUUCGGCAGCAACUAGUUAUGGAAAAGGUGGAUGCAACUCAGUCUGAAGACCCAUUAGGCCUUGAUGGAUUGCACGCCUCCUUGGCAGAUAUGUGGGAAAACCGCCGUACUUCCGACAAAUGGUCUUUGGGCGGAGAAGUACUACAAGUUCUUAAGCGGCAAGAUCAAGAGCUCAGCGAAAGUCAUGAGCGAUGCCGUGAAAUGAUCGAUACGCUAUUGGAAGAAGCUCGCACAGCUUUACUUUCUCAGCCAAGUGGUGUUGAAAAGCACACAUGUAAAGUAUUACACGCAUCAGAUCUACCAAAUUACGAUGAUGAAAAUGACGAUAAUGUAACUGCGAGCGGUGACUGGAACAGCUCUUCUUCUGAUGUGAUGUAA